AUGGAGCGCGUGUCCUGUGAGGAGCAGCUGAGCGAGCUAGGGGUGUUUAGCCUGGAGCAGGCUCACGGUGGCCUUACCGCUGUCUACAACUGCCUGAUAGGAGAUUGUAAACAGGCAGGUGUGAGCAGGUGCUGGAGGCCGCAGCCCUCGCGGCCGCAGCGGGAAGAAGGGCUGCCCUGGCGCGUCCCUGCCGGCUCUCGGAGCCGUGCUGCCAGCGCCUCGCUUGCCUGUCCUCGGGCUGGACCCAGAGUGCUGAGCUGCCCGCGGCUACUUCUUUUUCUCCUCCUUCCUCCCCCCCCCCCCGCAGGGACUGGCAGCCUCACAGCCGCGGUGGAAACUGCUUCGGGCCGCAAGGCGCUGGUGGUGGGGAAGCCCAACACGUACAUGUUCGAUUGCAUUGUGGAGCGUUUCGGCGUCGACCCGUCCCGCACCCUCAUGGUGGGAGACCGUCUGGAGACAGAUAUCCUCUUCGGCAAGAACUGCGGGCUUGCCACCAUUCUCACCCUGACAGGUGUUUCCCGCCUGGAAGAGGCGCAGGCCUACAUGGCCAGCGACAGCGCUGCUGCCAAGGAUCUGGUGCCCAAUUACUAUGUGGACAGUAUUGCAGACUUGAUACCAGGCCUGGAUGAGUAGCAGUCUGUAUGUGUGAGGGCAGAGGGAUCAGGUUCCCCAUCCCAGAUCUCCAUCUGUUCCUGUUUCUCUCUCACUGCCCUAUUCCCUCAAUUCCGGGUUUCUUCACAUUCCAGCAUCCUUCUUUGGGGGCAGAUGGGAGCAGAGUUGGCAGGAGACAGGCUUUGAGUUGUCUCCUUUCUGCUGAGAGCUAUCCAUGAUGGACAGAGUCCUUCUCUCCUUCAUUGCCAGCUACCAGCAUCACUGAGAGAGAGAUGGAGGUCUUGAGGCUGACAGGGGGCUCAAAUCAGUGUGUCUGUGUGGCCUCUCCCCCUGCAGGAGUUAGGGACUGGCUGUCUUAGUAUUAUUUUUCCCUUGGAUAACCAGUGGUGGCCUUUCACUGCUGUCCUUUGGCUCAUAACUCUUGACUUCUGAGCUGCAUCCGUGCAGUCCUUUUGGUAACCUUGCGGGGGGGGGGGGAUUAUCACCCACCUGGUCUCCAUCAGUGCUAGGGCAUGUGGAAGGAGUGUGCCAGAGCUUUGGAGUGAUGAACGAGAGCAUCUCUGCCUCCCACAAGUGAAAGAGAGAUUGCCUCAUCUCUUUUCUCCCCCCAUUCCUUAGAGAUGUUUCCCCCACUACUGCCCUGACAUGACUCGGUUAAUAACUGUGCCAGUGUCUAUCUGAAGGACAGAAGAGACUGGUUUGAGGGUUUUUUGUGCCAAACAGACAAGCUGUGACUGCGCACGGCGGGUCUGCGGUUGUACCUUGUUUUCAAGUACCCUUUCUGAAGGGGCUUGUGAAGGAGAGAGGGCUCCUAGAUCAUGACAGCACAGUACUAGUGAACUGUAUGACUCCCUGGUUCCCCCUCCUCAGUUGGAUUUCUUCAUAGUACAGUGAGAGAAAAGGGCUGAUGGGGGUCCGUGCUCCAGCUGCUGGUGUGCAGGUGAGAUGGUGAUGGUGUUGUCACUGCUGUGAAUGUGUCACAGUCCUCAAAAUCAUUCCUUGCUGCUUUGUCUUUCUACGUUUUUUAAUUUCUUGAUUUAAUUUAUUCAAACUUAUUUAUUGUUCAAAUAUUGUAUUAUUUGUAUAAAGUAUGCUGAUUGGUUGCACCAAGGGGACAGGAGGCAGUGCCUUUGGGCCUCCCAUACUGUCUGUGUCCCAUGUUGAUGUUCUUACACUCACCGUGUCUCUGUAUAUAAUAAAGUGUGAGCGUAGGCUGGAAAU
Messenger RNA from Manacus vitellinus (golden-collared manakin), 1833 nucleotides. RefSeq names its product pyridoxal phosphatase (gene PDXP). Gene Ontology annotation, cellular component: cytoplasm. NCBI's taxonomy places the organism in Eukaryota, Metazoa, Chordata, Aves, Passeriformes, Pipridae. Bases 1 to 633 code for a protein of 210 amino acids. Gene Ontology annotation, molecular function: pyridoxal phosphatase activity. The record is from RefSeq and is a predicted model, not a curated record. The transcript has 3 exons.